Zea mays is the source of this 1625-nucleotide messenger RNA. RefSeq names its product Gamma carbonic anhydrase 1 mitochondrial. NCBI's taxonomy places the organism in Eukaryota, Viridiplantae, Streptophyta, Magnoliopsida, Poales, Poaceae. The record is from RefSeq and is marked provisional.
CAGGUCCAGUGCCCAGCCUCCGUCCCUCUCCUUCCCUUACCUCGCCUCGUCUCCUCUCCUUGAGAUCUCCAGGGUACGAGCGCAUUCGCGAUUUUGGCCGCCUCCGCCGCCGUCCGGGGAGAUGGCGGGUCUGGGAAAGGCGAUGUACGCGGUGGGGUUCUGGAUCCGGGAGACUGGCCAGGCCCUCGACCGCCUGGGCUGCCGCCUGCAGGGCAAGUACUUCUUCCACGAGCAGAUUUCAAGGCAUCGCACCAUCAUGAAUAUCUUUGACAAAACCCCUCAUGUGCAUAAAGACGCAUUUGUUGCUCCAAGUGCAUCCCUUAUUGGCGAUGUUCAAGUCGGGUCAGGAGCUUCCAUUUGGUAUGGGUGCGUCUUAAGAGGGGAUGCAAACAUCAUACAAAUUGGAUCUGGGACCAAUAUACAAGACAAUUCUCUUAUACAUGUGGCUAAAUCUAAUCUAAGUGGGAAGGUCUUUCCAACAACCAUUGGUAAUAACGUCACAGUAGGUCAUAGUGCUGUGUUACAAGGAUGCACGGUUGAGGAUGAGGCUUUUGUUGGCAUUGGGGCAACCCUAUUAGAUGGUGUUGUUGUUGAAAAGCACGGAAUGGUGGCUGCUGGAGCCCUCGUACGACAGAAUACUAGGAUCCCUUGUGGAGAGGUUGAGCACACUUCCUCAACUGUCCUUUGCUUUGGGUUCUUAAUUAAGCCGUCUCAAGCACCUUUACCUUUUUUAUUUCAUCGACUAGUUUCACCAAGACAGGGUUUUCUUGUGAUGAUGGAACCCCAAUGACACAGACUGCAUCGAGCACUAAAUUAUUGUUCUUCGGUGUCUAAUACAUUUCCAUGUGGCAUACAUAUUUACAGGCCUUGUGCAGUGGUGACUGAUGAGAGAGCUGUCUCACUGGGUCGCAGGUUCGAAGCAGUCUCUCCCCAUUUACGGGGAGAAGACUUGCCUCCGUUUAUGCCUUCAUUGGAUCCCACUCAUGUGGGAACCUCGGGCACUGGGUCUGCCCUUUAUACAUAUUUAUAGUGUCCAUGAGUGGGAAGUGGAACAAUAAUAUGCUCUAGAGGCCUUGUUUUGUAUCUUAUUUCUGCAUGAUUUCAUGACUAUGCUUUGUUGGAUUUAGGUAUGGGGAGGGAACCCUGCCAAAUUUCUGAGGAAGCUCACAGAUGACGAGAUCAGUUUCAUUGCGGAAUCAGCUGCCAACUAUUCCAAUCUGUCCAAGGUCCAUGCUGCUGAGAAUGCCAAACCUCUUGAAAAGAUCGAGUUUGAGAAGGUGUUGGGCAAGAAGUUUGCUCACCAGGAUGAGUAUGAUUCCUCGAUUGGCGUCGCUGAAGGGGCACCACCAGAGCUCACGUCCCCAAAUCCAGCCCAAUGAACCUCUGUUUCUGUUUUCUCUUUGGCGCCUUAAUCAUUUUCUGUUGGACAGUGCUGGAUCGUUGAUCGGGGUACUGUUCCAUGACACUGGUGGUUUAUGUUUACUUUUCCUCCCCAAUAAUCUUGGGUCGAGCGAUGUUAUAAAGCUGGCCAUGCACUUCUUCCAGAUUCUGUAUUCGGCAUGUUUAAGAUGUGCUCCCUUGAAAGACAGACCCCAAAUAGACAGAAAUGCAUUGUUUUUACAGGU